AGUACAUAAUUAAUACGCACGCGUAGAUAUCAAAGGAGCUGCCUACAGCGGUCAACACAACAGCACAACCCUCAGGACCCAGCCGUCGCGACCACUCGACACGCCCUGCUCUUGAUCACUUUGCCUGGCAUUUGACUACCUAAAGAUUUAAAAUAUGGCGACAGCAGCCGCCAGCGCAGGAGGAAAUGCGACGUUCCGUGACAAGGAGAAGCCGUUGGCCGUACGGUCUGCAAACAUCGUCGCUGCUAGAGCCGUUGCCGAUGCCAUCAGGACAUCGCUAGGCCCCAGGGGUAUGGACAAGAUGAUUAGGAGUGGCAGAGGCGAGACCAUAAUUACCAACGACGGUAGCACCAUGCUCAAGAGCAUGUCGGUGUUGCACCCUACCGCCAAGAUGCUGGUUCAACUCUCCAACGCCCAGGACGUUGAGGCUGGUGAUGGUACAACCUCAGUUGUAGUCAUCUGCGGCAGCCUUCUAGGCGCCGCUGACAGGUUAUUGUCCAAGGGCAUCCAUCCCUCGGUGAUCUCAGAGGCCUUCCAGAGGGCAGCAGCCGCCGCGGUCGAGGUUCUACACCAUAUGUCGCACCCCAUCUCGCUCACAGAUACCGCCGCCCUCCUGCAGGCUGCCAACACGUCCCUCUCGUCCAAGAUUGUCUCCCAAUACUCGAACCUCCUGGGCCCAAUGGCUGUCAACGCCGUAACCAAGACUAUAGACAUGAAGACGGCCACCAACGUUGACCUCAAGAACAUUCGUAUCAUCAAGAAGGUCGGCGGCACAAUAGAGGACAGCGAGCUGGUUGACGGGCUUGUUCUUACACAGUCCGUGAUUAAGAGCGCCGGCGGGCCCGCGAGGAUGGAAAAGGCCCGGAUUGGCCUAAUUCAGUUCCAGCUGAGCCCCCCCAAGCCCGACAUGGAGAACUCCAUCUCGGUAAACGACUACCGCCAGAUGGACAGAAUCGUCAAGGAGGAGCGCAUGUACCUGUUGAACAUGGUCAAGAAGAUCAAAAAGGCCAAGUGCAAUGUUAUCUUGAUCCAAAAGUCGAUCCUCCGCGACGCUGUCAACGACCUGUCGCUGCACUUUUUGCAGCGCCUGGGAAUCUUGGCCGUCAAGGACAUUGAGCGCGACGAGGUCGAGUUCAUCUGCAAGUCAACCGGGUGUAAGCCCAUCGCCGACAUCGACAGCUUUACCGAGGAUAAGCUGGGAUCGGCGGACCUAGUGGAGGAGGUGCACAGCUCCGGCAGUCGCAUGGUCAAGGUCCUGGGCACCAAGUCGGCCGGCAAGACUGUGUCGGUGGUGGUGCGCGGCGCCAACAAUCUGAUUCUUGACGAGGCCGAGCGGUCGCUACACGAUGCCCUGUGUGUGGUGCGGUGCCUAGUGAAGAAGAAGGCCCUCAUUGCCGGCGGUGGCGCUGCCGAGAUUGAGAUUGCCGCCCAGAUCAGCAAGCAGUCGCGCGCCCUCAGCGGCACCGAGGCCAUUUGCUGGAAGGCCUUUGCUGAUGCCAUGGAGGUGAUCCCGACCACGCUGGCCGAGAACGCCGGGCUUAACAGCAUCAAGGUCGUGACGGACCUGCGUUAUCGCCACGAGCUCGGUGAGAAGAAUGCCGGCGUCAGCAUCAAGAGCGGCGGUGUCAACUCGAAUAUUGUCAAGGAGAAUGUGCUACAGCCGCUGCUUGUCAGCACCAGCGCUAUUGAGCUGGCAGCCGAGACUGUCAAGAUGAUUCUGCGUAUUGAUGAUAUUGCCUUGAGCAGGUAAAGAAUGUCAUAAAUUAAGGAGAAGGGAGUUACAACAUAGGGUGCCAUAAUUGGGGCAGAUAGCGCGCUAGCAGGUCUACUUUCCCAUAAAUAGGUAGAUAGCGAGGGUUGCAUGAUUAACGUAACCCAAGCCAUAUCCCAAUCAUUGGGAUUCUAGCAAAAUCACAAUAUGUGUAACGUGAUUAUAUAGCGAGCGCGCAUGUAUAGCGAGCGCGCACUUUUCCUACCCCAAUUGAACUAUUAUACGAAAUACCAACACCACAAAGGAAAAAAAUUAAUAGAAACU
This is a messenger RNA of Lasiosphaeria miniovina, 2035 nucleotides long. RefSeq names its product chaperonin Cpn60/TCP-1 family. Gene Ontology annotation, molecular function: ATP binding; ATP-dependent protein folding chaperone; ATP hydrolysis activity. NCBI's taxonomy places the organism in Eukaryota, Fungi, Ascomycota, Sordariomycetes, Sordariales, Lasiosphaeriaceae. The transcript is spliced from 3 exons. Bases 155 to 1750 code for a protein of 531 amino acids. Gene Ontology annotation, cellular component: chaperonin-containing T-complex. Gene Ontology annotation, biological process: protein folding. The record is from RefSeq and is a predicted model, not a curated record.